AUGACUAUUGGACCAUCUGCUAUGCUAAUUGCUUGCAGUAGCAAACAAAAUGUAGUUAAGCUGGCAAAAGAUGGCGUGGACGAAAUGGGCGCACGAUUGGCACAGGAGGAAGAUUUGGUGUCUGCAUUAGUGUUUUGUGUAUCUACGGGGAGCCGUUCUAGGAAUUUUGGUGGCUCUGGUUUAAGGUUAUUGUCUGAAAUGGUCUCGGUUUCUAGUCAGCAACAGUUCCGGUACACCCAACCACCAUCGAAGGUGCUUCACUUGAGAAACUUGCCAUGGGAAUGUGCGGAGGAGGAACUGAUUGAACUCGGGAAGCCAUUUGGCAAUGUUGUGAACAAAAAAUGCAAUGUUGGGUCGAACCGAAAUCAAGUUUCACUGGUAAGGCACCAGUGGUUGCAGCCGGAGAGGCCUGUGUACAUUGGUCCUAGGCUGAUUGUGUUCGGUGGUGCCACACUUCCCCUGCACUUGAAGACAAUUAUGUUGGAAAUAUGCUCAAACUUGAAUGUAGUGACUAACGUCUUCUCAUAUGUUUGCACAUGGAGCUAUCCGACUCAAUGCAAAAGCGAUUCAAACCAUCAAGCAAAAAUGGCUCUCAUCAAGAUAUCCGCUCACCCUUACGCCACGGUUUGCGAGUUGUAUUGUGGUGGUGGCACUGAUGCUGAUAAAUGGCUCGACGCCCAAAUUGCCCACUAUAGACCAAACCUAAUGGCUUCGGAAAAUGUAGAAGUGCAUUUGGAGGAGAAGACCAAUACAGCUGAUUUUGUCUGCUGUUUGCAGCAUUUGCAGUUGUGUUUUGAAACUGUAGAGAAAGUGCGGAGACUUCUUCUAAACGUGUCAUCUCUACUGAAACCAGGGGGAUAUUUUCUCGGUAUUACUCCUGACUCAUCUACUAUAUGGGCAAAGUAUCAGAAGAAUGUUGAAUCCUAUCACAACAAAGGCAGCGACAUGAAGCCAAACAUUGUUCCCAACUGCAUCCGGACAGAGAAUUACAUGAUUAGUUUUGAAGUUGAAGAAGAAAAGUUUCCAUUAUUUGGAAAGAAAUAUCAGCUGAAGUUUGCUAAUGAUGUCUCUGCUGAAACCCAUUGCUUGGUUCACUUUCCAAGUUUAAUCAGGCUGGCUAGGGAAGCUGGACUUGAGUAUGUGGAGAUCCAAAAUUUAACCGAAUUUUAUGAUGACAACAGAGCACAAUUGGCAGGCUUGCUUACGAACUAUGCUCCAAACCUUUUGGAUACUUAAAAAAGUCAUUUUUCUUAUAUAAUAUAUAUUUUUCUAACCAUAUUGGAGACUUUUGUGCUGAUCGAACAGAAAUGGUGGGCAGCUAGUGCUUUCAAAUAAGGUCAAUGUUCUAUGCAAUGGUGUGGAAGGCAUAUAUUUUCCAAGCCUACACUUAGUUGUGUGCAAGUGUGGUUUUUGUGGGCCAGAAAAGCAAGCUCUUAGCGAAUGGGAACAACACACAGGUUCCAAAUUAAGAGAUUGGAAAACAAGUAUUACCGUGAAAGACUCUAGGCUACCUCUAGAACAAUGGAUGCCAAAUAGCUGUUCACCAAGAAUGCUAUGGAGCAAAAAAUGUUAAAGACUUUACAUCUUGAGUCUGCAAGGCCUGUGAAACACCUGACAUCAAGCGGGAGUGUUGUCUUUGUCCUGUAAAAGGUGGUGCUCUAAAGCCAACCGAUAUUCACACAUUAUGGGUUCAUGUCACCUGUGCUUGGUUUCGACCUGAAGUCUCGUUUUCUAGUGAUAAGAAGAUGGAACCUGCUUUGGGUAUACUUAGUAUUCCGUCGAAUUCUUUUGUGAAGAUUUGUGUUAUUUGCAAGCAAGUCCAUGGUUCCUGCACACAGUGUUGCAGAUGUUCCACUUAUUUCCAUCGCAUCAAGGGCCGGUUACCGAAUGGAGAUGAGGUUUCUAUUGGAUUGAGUUGACUUUUUUUCUUUAGCAAAACAGUUUGAUGACUGAUUAUCAAUCCCAUUUGCUCCCCUACCUUUCGUCUCUCAGUGUCAGUGUCGCCCCAGCAGAGUGCUUUCGCCUUGGGUGUUCCUUCCGAUCUCUACGCAUUUCAUCGCUCCACCGGAAAUUCCCUCUGCCCCUACCGUACUCUAGCUUGGUAGUUUCUACCACCUACUCGCCGGUCAUCUUCAUAGAACAUGCAUUUCCAAGAAAAUUUGGAAAAAUGUCAUUUUCAUGCUAUAAGAAGAGUAACUGACUUUUGCAUGAGCACCAUUAAGUCCAGUACUUUCAAGAGGAAGAAGUUAGCAACGAGAUUUCAAAUGUGGGUUUAGAUCUUCAUGAGGAGUGUAAGUUGAAUUGCUGAGCUGCUGAGAAGAGGUAACUGAUUCAUGACCGAGAAACUACUCUAUUCUUAGUCAGGCUUGGCCGUCGAGUUUGAAGUUAAGAUAAACCCGUUCUAUCCUAAAAAUGUUUUUUUUUUUUUUUAAUUUCUGAUAUGGUCGUGGGUUAUUGGAAUAGAUGAACUCCCAGGGUUGAACUGGUUUUCAUCAACACAGUUGUCUGAGUUUAGCUUUAAAUUGAUAUCUUUCCCAUGUGUCUAUAUAAAAAUUUGUGAAUUUUGCUUUUCUUGGGCAUUUUGUUAUGUGUCCUGUAUACCUUAUUAUGGUUUGGUGAUAUAAUUUUUUUUAUAUACUGAGAUAAGAUAAAAUUGUAUAAUUGUUUUAUUAUUUUCAUUGCCAGUUUUCAUUUCGA
Molecule: messenger RNA, 2697 nt
Organism: Trifolium pratense (red clover)
Lineage: Eukaryota; Viridiplantae; Streptophyta; Magnoliopsida; Fabales; Fabaceae
Product: mRNA cap guanine-N7 methyltransferase 2-like
Exons: 15
Coding region: 1-1236 (411 amino acids)
Biological process (GO): 7-methylguanosine mRNA capping
Cellular component (GO): nucleus
Molecular function (GO): nucleic acid binding; mRNA 5'-cap (guanine-N7-)-methyltransferase activity
Source: RefSeq, a predicted model, not a curated record